Saccostrea cuccullata (small rock oyster) is the source of this 1856-nucleotide messenger RNA. Its product is annotated as E3 ubiquitin-protein ligase RNF146-like. The coding region runs from base 100 to 1086 and encodes 328 amino acids. Gene Ontology annotation, molecular function: zinc ion binding; poly-ADP-D-ribose binding; ubiquitin protein ligase activity. NCBI's taxonomy places the organism in Eukaryota, Metazoa, Mollusca, Bivalvia, Ostreida, Ostreidae. Gene Ontology annotation, biological process: Wnt signaling pathway; ubiquitin-dependent protein catabolic process. The transcript has 2 exons. Gene Ontology annotation, cellular component: cytoplasm; nucleus. The record is from RefSeq and is a predicted model, not a curated record.
AUGGUCACAACAUACCUGUAUUCCUUUUUCUUCUUGGGAUAUGAGAAGUUAAUCAAAAGAAUGGCGGGUAUUUGACACCUUUAUACAGUUUUGGGGACAAUGGAUGAUUCAAAGUUUGAAGUCGAAGAUAACACAAAGUCAUACGUUCCAAAAGAAGAACCAGUGUGUCCAGUAGAGUGUGCUGUCUGUCUUCAACCAUGUAUUCAUCCUGUCCAGCUACCCUGUAGACAUAUAUUCUGCUUUCUGUGUGUCAAGGGUGCUGCUCAUCGGAGCAAGAAAUGUGCCCUCUGUCGCCAGGAAAUUGAAGCAGAAUUCUUUAAUAACCCUAAACUGUUACGGUAUGAAGAUCUAGAAAAGACAACUAAGUUUGAUAACCAGUACCAGUGGUUUUAUCAGGGUGGGAAUGGAUGGUGGCAGUAUGACGACAGAACCAGUCAGGAGUUGGAGUCUAAACAUAAAAAUGGAGAAAAAGUUUUUGAAAUUCUGAUUGCGGGAUUUCUGUACAUAAUUGAUUUUGACAGCAUGGUGCAGGUGAGACGCAAUGAUAGAUCAAGGAAGAGGAAGAUUCGCCGGGAUCUUGUUUCCAUCCCAGGUGUUAAGGGAGUUGCAGGAUUAAAGUAUCCAAAGUCUGCCUCACCGUCAAACGGAAGGCCAGUGGGAGAUGGGAACGAACAGUCUAGUCAAACCAGUAAUCCAGCAUCAAGAACUGCUAACACAAACAGACAAGUUCGCCAACCGGUAGCCUCCCAUGGCCAGCCUUCAGUGCCCCACACCCCCAGUAACACCCCCCAGAAUCCCAAUACUCCUGUAGACAGUCCACCCAGUAGUGUUCAGUCCUCCCAACAAGAUCUCAUCAACCAGCUACAAAGUCUCGACCUACCCAGUGAUGACUCGGAUACAAACGAAGCCCCGAUAACAAGACAAGUCCCUAGUGGAAGUAACGACAACAGUCCGGUGUCUUCCCGGACUCGUAGUUCUGUUAACGAAAUAGUCCGUCCAGCAAACCCAGCUAGUAGUAGUCAUAAUAGGACAAGACAAACCAUACAGUAUGUGGAUUCUGAUUCCAGUGAUAAUGAUGUUGUGUAAACAUUUCAAUUCAACUUUAUUGGGAAAAUAGUUUGAUUUUCUACCAGGUAAAUAAAAAUUAAAAUUUGGAGCUUUGGGCAUAAAGCAGUAUUGAUUUUCAUUAUAAAAUCUUGUUCCAUUUCAUAUGUUGUGACAAAUACAUGGGCAGGGCAUGCCUUAUUGGUCUUGCCUAUAUCUUUGUAUGUUUAUUGUGUCUGUUGAGUGUAGAUUUUAAAACUGACGGUAUAUGUUGAAACAUUAUAGUUAGGUAAUUUUUACUAACCUAUUCCCAAUUUUGUAUUAUUUUACCUUCUGUAUGACAAAUAUUUCAGUUGAUUAAGCCAGUUACUGCAAUUAAAGUUUUUACUGUCUUAUCUAAUUGGUACAUUAUCGAUUCCAUGAUAUCAAAAUUAUAUCCUCCUCAUUUGAAUAUAGAAAUUCAAGUGCUAGAGUAAAAAAAAAUUUCAACAACACAUAUACAUGUAUACACCCUCUUAAUGUACUGACCAUGUACUUUGUAUAUAAAAUUAACUCUUCUUUAAAAGCUUGAAUUAUACUGCUGUUAGAAAUGCAUGUAGAUUGUUGUCUUAUGUUUAUGUAGUACACAUUUUAUUAUUUGUGUUUAUAUAUUUAAAAGUUUAUUUUCCUGUAGAAUAUUUUAUUUAUAAGAGAACUAUGUAGAUGGGGAUAAUUGCAUUUAAUGCAUUAUUUAUGUAGAGGAUAUGUUUACAAGUACUUAUUCACUGUGUGUGAUACAAGUUUAUGUGAUUAAAAAAAGUGCUGUUUUGACU